Molecule: messenger RNA, 489 nt
Organism: Pygoscelis adeliae (Adelie penguin)
Lineage: Eukaryota; Metazoa; Chordata; Aves; Sphenisciformes; Spheniscidae
Gene: HSCB
Product: HscB mitochondrial iron-sulfur cluster co-chaperone
Exons: 4
Biological process (GO): protein complex oligomerization; [2Fe-2S] cluster assembly
Cellular component (GO): mitochondrion
Molecular function (GO): ATPase activator activity; protein-folding chaperone binding
Source: RefSeq, a predicted model, not a curated record
UUGCCACUUGCUAUUACCCUGCUACUGUUAUUUCUCGUCCAUUCGCAGAAAGAACAGUACUACUCUGAGCAACACUCUUCCUUGAUUAACAAGGCCUACCAAACGCUCCUGAACCCUUUGAGCCGUGGCCUCUAUCUACUGGAGCUGAAUGGAGUAAAGCCGGCACAAGAGACAGACUGUGAUGGAGACUCAGUGUUUCUCAGGGAAAUCAUGGAAAUUAAUGAGAAAUUAGCAGAGCCUAAAAAUGAGGAUAUCCUUGAAGAAAUUGAAACUUUAAUUAAAGUUAAACAAGAAGAACUGACCAAAGAGGUGACUGCAGCUUUUGAAAGAGAUGAUCUUCAAGAAGCUAAGAAACUUCUAGCCAAAAUGAAAUACUUUGCAAACUUAGAGGAUAAACUAAAGAACAAGAAGAUCCCUUCCUGAUACUGCCUCCUUCACCAUUAAGAGUUAAUGUUAUUUUCAAUUAAACAGCUGAUUUAGUUACCAAAA